Molecule: messenger RNA, 597 nt
Organism: Rotaria sp. Silwood1
Lineage: Eukaryota; Metazoa; Rotifera; Eurotatoria; Philodinida; Philodinidae
Source: the annotation of a GenBank genome assembly
AUGGCAAUCAAUAUCGACUGGGAAAAUAUGACUGAAAAUUCUAUUGAUGAAGACCUCUUUUGUCCUAUUUGCACUGAGCCAUUUGAAGAACCUGUCUGUGCUAAUCAAUGUGGACAUACAUUUUGUCGUAAAUGCAUCAUUAAUACUUUUCGUACAAAAUCACAAUGUCCAACAUGUCGCCAUACGUUAACAAUCAACGAUUUUCAUCCUGUUACCACACGUCCUUUUCUCAAUCAACUCAACAAAAUUCUUGUUAAAUGCAAAUGGUGUUCACAAAGUAAUAUUCAACGUGGUGAUUUCAAAGAUCAUAUCAAAAUAUGUACAAAAAUUAUCAUACCAUGUCCAGCAGCCGGUAUCUACUGUGAUUGGAAAGGACAACGUGAUCAAAUGCAAGGUCAUGUCCAAGUAUGUCCAUUAGUGAAAAUUCAACCAACAAUAGAUGAACUCAAGACAAUAAUAAAACAACAAACAGAACAAAUACAUUUUCUCUAUAGAAUACUCAAAAGGACAUCAGAACAUCACAAAGAAGGAUGUCGAGAAGAAUCCAUAAAAAGUGAAAUAGUUUACUGUGAUAUAUUGGAAGACAUUUACGAUUAA